AUGAUUGAUCAAAGUAGGAGUUGGAAUAAAACAUUCAUUCAUUGUUGUGACUUGCACCGUAUCAGUCCUGUUUCAUUUACUGUCCGGAUCCGAACGCCUGGGACCAAGCCAAGGAAUCGCUACACUACAACUGUCGACGACUCUGGGAUCGAACCAAGCGGCCAAUCAUCAUCUGCGGAAAAUCAUUCUCAAGAAAGGAAAAGUGAAGACGCUGAGAAAAUGGCUUCGCUAAACUUCAAUAUACCACCGUUUUCCGAGGUCGGCGACGGAUCGACAAGUACGCGGUGGGCGUUAUGGAAGGACCAGUUUCUCUCUUACCUGACCCUGAAAGGCAUCGACGAUCACGAGGACAUGUUCAACGCUUUGAUGUGCUUUGGCGGAGCCGACGUCCGUAAAAUUGCGCGCGAUGUCAACGUCAGCGAGUCGGCCGUCGUGGACAACCUUUACAGAUUGGCUAUGGAAGUUUUAGAUAAUUACUACGCCCCAAGGAUGUCACAGAGGUACGAAAGGUUCAAGUUCCGUCAGCUGAUGUUCAACCCUAAUGAGAGAAUUGACAAAUUUGUGAUUCGACUGAAAGAGCAAGCUGCUCAGUGCGGUUUCGGAGAUCAAGUUGAAGGUAUGAUUAUGGAUCAGGUUGUGUUCGCCACCCAGUACGACGAUAAACUCCGUGCCAAGUACCUAGAAGCUGACUCAAGCCUGGAGAAAAUGCUGGAAAUUGCACGCACGUAUGAAUCGGUAAAAUCACAAAUCCAAGAGCUUCGAGGCAAAUCCACUCCAACGACGGUUGAGCUGAAUGCGGUUGGUGAAAUGGCGAAUAAUCUCAAACAAGGUAAGAUGUCCUGCUCCAGGUGCAUGGGAAACCAUCUAGCAAGUGAUGAAUGUUGCCCCGCGAAAAACUCCCGCUGUGGCAAAUGCAGCAGGCUAGGACACUACGCGAGGUGCUGUAAAGUACCGCAUUUCCGAGCAAGCGGAUAUCGAUCAGUUCAGAGGCCAGCACCCUAUAAAAAUCGUGAGCGUAAGGAGAAGUUUGUACGAGAGGUGGAUGAUGUGACGAAUGCUGUACAAAUCCGCGAGUUGUUCCAUCUUGAAGGUAAACGAACCGUAAGUGCUACAGUUGGAGGAGUAAACGUUCGGUUCAUUAUCGACACCGGAGCAGACGAAGAUGUGCUUAGCGUUGAGGACUGGAAGACCUUGAAACGUGUCGGAUUCAAUGCAUUCGACGUCAGGAAGGGGAGUGACAAAGUCUUCCGCGCAUAUGGAUAUAUGAAGUCGUUGGACGUCCUAGGUGAAGUAGAUGCUCGAGUUGCUGUUGGCGAGAAACAUUUCGAUACAACGCUUUAUGUCAUCCGAGAUGGCAAAUGCUCUCUGCUUUCGGGUAGGACCGCAGAAGCCCUAGAACUAAUUAAGUUUCUGCACGCUGUAAACAAUGAAGCAUUACCCUGCAUCAAAGGUGAGCAAAUUUAA
Molecule: messenger RNA, 1464 nt
Organism: Aedes albopictus (Asian tiger mosquito)
Lineage: Eukaryota; Metazoa; Arthropoda; Insecta; Diptera; Culicidae
Exons: 2
Coding region: 1-1464 (487 amino acids)
Biological process (GO): proteolysis
Molecular function (GO): aspartic-type endopeptidase activity
Source: RefSeq, a predicted model, not a curated record